AGGAAGGCAAGAGCAAGAGAGGAGCAAGAGAGAACCGGAAAACAAAAUAUUCUUUUAAAGAUUUUAGCAGGUCUGGUGAUGUACCCCUUUAAUCCUACCACGUGAAAGGCAGAAGCAGACAGAUCUCGCUGAAUUCAAGGCCAGAUUUGCUCUUUGCUGCCAGAUCCCCGCCAUCAUGUACGCUCCGGCAAGGGCCUGUCCCAGUCAGCUCUGCCCCUACAUCCAUAAGCCCUGCAUCCUGAAGUGGUUGAAGUUGAUGUCUGAUGACAUGAAGGAACAAAUUUACAAGUUGGCCAAGAAAGGCCUAACUCCCUCCCAGAUAAGUGUGAUCCUGAGGGACUCACAUGGUGUGGCACAGGUCCGUUUUGUGACCGGAAAUAAAAUCUUGAGAAUCCUUAAGUCCAAAGGCCAUGCCCCUGAUCUUCCUGAGGAUCUCUACCAUUUGAUUAAGAAAGCAGUUGCUGUCCGAAUGCACCUUGAGAGGAACAGAAAGGAUAAGGAUGCUAAAUUCCACCUGAUCCCGAUAGAGAGCAGAAUUCACCGGUUGUCUCCAUACUAUAAGACUAAGUGGAUGCUCCCACCCAAUAGGAAAUAGGAGUCAUCACAGCCUCUGCUCUAGUGGCAUAAAUGCUGUUGUGUACAUAAGCACUUUGAGUAAAAA
Molecule: messenger RNA, 661 nt
Organism: Rattus rattus (black rat)
Lineage: Eukaryota; Metazoa; Chordata; Mammalia; Rodentia; Muridae
Product: 40S ribosomal protein S13-like
Exons: 1
Coding region: 176-595 (139 amino acids)
Biological process (GO): translation
Cellular component (GO): nucleolus; cytosolic small ribosomal subunit; ribosome
Molecular function (GO): structural constituent of ribosome; small ribosomal subunit rRNA binding
Source: RefSeq, a predicted model, not a curated record